Molecule: messenger RNA, 1577 nt
Organism: Syzygium oleosum
Lineage: Eukaryota; Viridiplantae; Streptophyta; Magnoliopsida; Myrtales; Myrtaceae
Exons: 11
Coding region: 117-1358 (413 amino acids)
Cellular component (GO): cytoplasm
Source: RefSeq, a predicted model, not a curated record
AAAACAAAAAAAACCGAAACACAAGCUCACGCCUCUUCUCUCUCUCCACUUCGCUCCGCUUAGUCGCCGUCGCCACCUCGCCGUCGCGCCGUCGCCGUCAUCCUCAAGUUAUUAAAAUGCCCAUGGAGAUUGGUGAGAACGAUGAUUCAGUGGAGAUGCUGAGGAAUACUCAUAUCUCUUCCUACGAUGACGACGGGGAUGAUGAUGCAGAUCCAGAAGAAGUGGAGGAUCUGAUGAAUGAUGAUGACAAUGAAGAUGAUGAAGUGCAAAAACUGGUAACUCUAGGUUUUGUAGAGAAGCCAAAAAAUAAAUGGUCCCUGCUGCGUCAACUCUUCCCUAGCAAAGCUGGUGGAGUACCGGCUUGGUUGGAUCCAAAUAAUCUACCAUCUGGUAGGUCUUGCCUUUGUGAUAUAUGUGGACAACCUUUGCAAUUUUUGCUUCAGGUAUAUGCACCGACCUUUGAUCGAGAAUCCACGUUUCAUCGCACAUUAUAUUUGUUCGCAUGUCUGUCGAUGUCUUGUCUUCUUCAUGAUCAACAUGAACAAUGGAAGAGACCUGCAGUAAAUGCAUCUCGAAGUGUGAAGGUUUUUCGUUGCCAAUUGCCUCGUGACAAUCCCUUCUACUCAAGUGAACCCCCACGGCAUGAUGGGAGUGACAAACCUUUAGGAAGUGGAGCUCCACUUUGUAACUGGUGUGGAACAUGGAAAGGAGAUAAAGUUUGUGGUAGAUGCAGAGACGCACGAUACUGCUCUGAAAAACAUCAGGCCAUGCAUUGGUGCGCCGGUCAUAAAGUUACCUGCCAAAUUAGUAGCAGAAAUGCGGGAAACUCAUCAGCAGAAGACCAGAAAUCUGCAAGCAGGAGUCUAUGGCCUGAACAUGAGAUUGUUAAUGAGAAUGAGGCUGAAUAUGAUGUCGACGUGUCCGCUGAUUUGGAUAAUACCAAUUGUCUGGUAUCCAGAAACCAGAUGGAUGACUCAAUAAAUUCACUUAUUGAUAGUUUCCAGGGUGAUAGUGACAGGAGGAGUUGGGGCAACUUCCAAGAACGCAUUGCCAGGGCGCCUGAGCAAAUUUUAAGGUACUGUCGAAAUGUAUUCGCUAGGCCCUUGUGGCCGAUGUCAAGUGGUCAGCCAUCAACAGCAGAUAUUCCCAAUUGCAGCUAUUGUGGAAAGCCCCGGUGUUUCGAAUUUCAGGUCUUGCCUCAGCUUCUUUACUAUUUCGGCGUGAAGAACGAUGCAGAUUCGCUUGACUGGGCUACUAUAGUUGUUUAUUCCUGUGAAGCGUCUUGCGAUGCGGCCAUGGGUUACAAGGAAGAAUUUGCUUGGGUACAAGUGUCAUCCCCAUCUCAAGUGGUACCUUGAAAAUCUUUGUACGUUAUUCAGCUCCUCUGGCUAAAGGGUUUCUAUAAUUCUCCUCUUCCUCCUCCCUCCUUUUGAUGAUCGUCUCCGGCAGAGUUGUGUCUGUAACUUCCGAAAGUUACUAAAAGUUUUGGGGUCUUAGGUUGAUAGGAUAUGUAGUCUUCUGCAUUUGCUUAUUACUUUAUGUAUCUUAUUAUUUAAACUAUUUUGAAGUUUUGGCUU